Messenger RNA from Cynara cardunculus var. scolymus (artichoke), 1772 nucleotides. Its product is annotated as L-2-hydroxyglutarate dehydrogenase, mitochondrial. NCBI's taxonomy places the organism in Eukaryota, Viridiplantae, Streptophyta, Magnoliopsida, Asterales, Asteraceae. Gene Ontology annotation, cellular component: mitochondrion. Gene Ontology annotation, molecular function: (S)-2-hydroxyglutarate dehydrogenase activity; (S)-2-hydroxy-acid oxidase activity. The record is from RefSeq and is a predicted model, not a curated record. The transcript is spliced from 5 exons. Bases 236 to 1519 code for a protein of 427 amino acids.
UCGAACUUUGUAUGAAUUAGUUGUGUAUGUCAACAAAAAGUGCCAAAACCUAUUUUCCGGCAAAUAUGUUUUCAAGAAAAGUCUCGCUUGUUUCUGUGGACUUGCCAUGCCUUCUUUAAUUCCAAAACCCAUUUAAAAUUUGUUGGAGGGAUACGGCUGUUGGCAACACCAUUUUACCUAAUCCCAACUGAAACCCAUUGAAGUAAAUAUCGGGUUUCUAGUUAAUUGAAAGCCGAUGAUGAAAUUGAAGAAGUUGGUGAGAGAUUCAAUCAGGAAUUUGGCAGAAACACCAUCGAUUAUAGUGUGGAAGAACUUCAGUUCAGCAGGAGUUCCGAAGGAAAUGGCGGAUUGUGUGGUGAUAGGGGCGGGGGUAGUGGGAAUCGCUGUAGCCAGGGAAUUGUCUUUGAAUUUUGGAAGAAAUGUUUUGGUGAUCGAAUCUGCUUCGUCUUUUGGAACGGGUACCAGUUCUCGCAAUAGCCAAGUCAUUCAUGGCGGUAUCUAUUACCCUGCCAAAUCUCUCAAGGCUUAUUUUUGUGUUAGAGGAAGAAGGUUACUAUAUGAGUACUGUAAGAAACAUGCGAUUCCUCAUAAGCAAAUUGGGAAGCUCAUUGUUGCUUCUAGGCAUGAGGAGGUUCCAAAGUUGAAUUAUCUAAUGAAUCUUGGGAAUGAAAAUGGAGUUGAAGGAUUGAGAAUGAUGGAGGGUUCUGAAGCGAUGGCAUUAGAGCCUGAAUUGCAAUGCGUGAGAGCUUUAUGGUCACCAACUUCAGGAAUAAUCGACUCGCAUUCCUUGAUGCUCUCACAGACGGGUGAAGCUGAAAGUCAGGGAACAACCUUCUGUUACAACAAUACUGUGGUUGGUGCUCAUCUUGAAGGACAGCAAAUUCAUCUUCAUAUUUCUGAAACCGAGUCUCUAAGAAACUGGGAUUGUAAGUCUCAACGGUACCCUGAUGUUGUACUUCUCCCUAAGCUUGUAGUGAACGCUGCAGGCUUGAGUUCGGCAGCCCUUGCUAGAUGUUUCAGCGGCCUAAACCGUGGAGUAAUUCCUCAAUCUUACUAUUCCCGCGGUUGCUACUUUUCGUUAUCAAAUACUACAGUUCCUCCAUUUAGGCAUUUAAUUUAUCCUAUACCUGAGGAUGGUACUCUUGGGGUGCAUGUUACUUUGGAUCUGGAUGGUCAAGUCAAAUUUGGCCCUGAUAUUGAAUGGCUUAAUGAUAUAGAUGAUAUCUCAAGCAUUCAGAACAAGUUUGAUUACACAGUACAUGCUGAUCGUGCUAAGGAAUUUUAUCCGAAGAUCAGGAAGUACUACCCUUCUUUAAAGGAUGGGUCUCUGCAGCCUGGUUACGCUGGCAUCCGACCAAGAGUAUCUGGUCCAGGAAACGGCUUUGUUGAUUUUAUCAUUCAGGGAGAGGAGUCUCAUGAGAUACCCGGCCUUGUAAACCUCUUCGGGAUCGAAUCUCCUGGUCUAACGUCAAGUAUGGCAAUUGCGGAGUAUGUUUCCGCCAAGCUUUCAAAAUGCUAAGUAAUCACCAUGUUUCUAUUUCCCCUUUACCUACUUAGGUCCCUUUUGGUUUGCAUGUUUGGAUUGGAUUUGGAAUGGAAUUUCAUACCAAAUUCCAUUUUGUUUGAAGGAUUUAUGUAAUUUGAAAUCCCGGGAUUUCAUUGACAUCCCACAAAUAUAAGACGUGAGUAGUUGGUAUUUCAUGUGAUUUCGAAGGAUUUGCAUAUAAUAAUGUUUUAAAUAUAUGUUAAAAAACAUUUGUAUUGUAAUAAUC